Molecule: messenger RNA, 1803 nt
Organism: Acanthoscelides obtectus
Lineage: Eukaryota; Metazoa; Arthropoda; Insecta; Coleoptera; Chrysomelidae
Source: the annotation of a GenBank genome assembly
AGCCCCCUCUGGCCCUAUAUCCGCCUCCUCAAACUCAGUCUCCGCCUCCUCAAGUGGAAAAUGUAGUCGAUUCCAAUUCGAAUGUCGCGGCGGCAACGGCGAAUGUAUCGCCAUCUACAACGCGUGCGACGGCGUACCGCAAUGUGCCGACGGAAGCGAUGAAGCACCAGAAUUGGGCUGUCCUGAUUUGCUGAUGGCGGGACAGGCGCCACCCACCAAUACGCAAGCCCCGCCCGUUAGGGUGGAGACUCAGGCGCAGCGGGCGGGGUUGAAGCAGAUGGGUGCUGUGUACGAUGGGGGAGUGCCAAAUAUGAUCCAACCAGGUCCGCAGGCAGCAGUACCCCAUCAAGACGCAAUGCCCCCCUACCAACCGGCCGCCCCAGUGGCGUACCCCAAUCGCUUCCCCCAGGUUCCCCAGGAUUUCCUGAGACCGGAGCCUAAACAGGGGUACAGAGCUCCUUACGAACCCCCUCCCUACGUCGCAGGACAAGCGUUGCAGCAACAAUGGGUGCCUCAUCAGACCAAUCAGGUUAUGCCACAGCAGCAGCAGAUGCAGGUUCAAUAUCCAGUUGGCAAAAACUCACGUAUGUUUGGUCACAAAGAAAAUAACCUUCAGAUACAAGACCCUCAUGAAUUAAGCCAGAUGCAAUAUGGGGAUCCAAACAUAGGUGACUAUAACAAACUCAACGGUGGUUACUAUGGGGACAAUUACAGGCAGCCUAUCCAACAAGAGAGCUGGCCCUCAGCAGAUCAGUCUAGGAAAACCCCAACUUACAAUUCUCAGCCCAUGGAAGUACCUGAUGCUAAGCAAGACUCAGGUCUAAUCAUCACCUUCGUCAUGGCUGUCAUGAUCGUGUGCAGACUGAGGAUGGUGAGAAGAAGGAUCAGAAAAGGAGGAAAAUCAUACGCCCAUGAUGCUGAUUUUCUAGUCAACGGAAUGUAUUUGUAAGAAUAAAAUUUGUAGAAAUGCUUACGCUAUUCCCGAGUCCUAAGUAACUGGAUAAUUUAUUGGAGAUCCUUCUAUGAGAACUUUGGGGUCGGUUGUCAGUAAAUUGGGAGAUAUGAUAAAAAAAUAGGAGAAUCAACUGUUUCUGUUUUCUUAUCGGGCAUUGAUUAACGUAUACCACCUGAGGAUACCAAAUUAAAAUCGGCGUCAAUAUAAUAAAUAUAUAUAUAUAUAUAUAAUAGAUGUCAAAGAUGGAUUGAAGAUCCUAACACCAUAUAUGAGACAGUAGCAAAACCAACCAAAUGGAUUCUUUUUCUUCAUUUUUGAGUUCUGCUAAUGUCGCAUAGACGGCGCUGGUAUCUUUCAGAUCUUUUAUGGACGGAAAAUUAGCUACCUUUAAGCAGAAUACGUUAAUCAAUGCACAUAAUAGAAAAGAAUUGUAUUGAGCAUAUUGUUCAGGUAUUUCCAAAGUGCUAGAAUUUGUUGUAGUCAAAUAUCAGCUAUUCUAAUGGUGAAAUUAGUGCAUGAUAUAGUCUGCAAUUUCAUAUCAUAGAUUGUUUAAAUAAGUUACUGAUUUUAAAUUGAACUCGUUCGAUGGAUAUCGAAACAUUUAAGUUACCAUAUGUAUAUUUUUGAAUUAAGAUUUGUAGAUAUACCUACUCGGUUCUAUUUGUGUUUAAGACUUAAAUAUUGUUACAUACAUAUACAGAUAGGGAAAUUUCGAAAACUGGACUAUCGAAAAAAAGAAAAUUCAUGGUUGACAACAUACAUGUCAUCUCUCUUGAAUCUGAAUGUUUUUAUUACCUUCUCAAUUUCAAAAUUUCCGUAUGUGUACUCUUAUUGUUCGUAUUAUAAAC